Cicer arietinum (chickpea) is the source of this 1609-nucleotide messenger RNA. NCBI's taxonomy places the organism in Eukaryota, Viridiplantae, Streptophyta, Magnoliopsida, Fabales, Fabaceae. The record is from RefSeq and is a predicted model, not a curated record.
AUUUUAAUUUUAAUUUGUAGUUCAAUGUCUUUUUGAGUUGUAUUUUUCAUGUGACUCUUGGUGUGAGUAAAAGACCAUGCAUGCAUCUCUGUUUUGGUGUUGUGUCGUGUGAUGUUAGUUUUGGAAAUUGCUUUGGUUGGUGUUGUUUGUUAUUAUUUUAUGAAGGUUUGGCUAGUUUACACUUUUGAUAAAUAACAGUCGAGCAGUUUGUGAUGAAGACUGAAUAAAGGGAUUCAUGUUUCUAUGAAGUCAAUCAAACCAUGGAAGAGUGUCUUGCUUGAUGGGAAAAUCAAGUUUGAAGAUCAAGAGGCUGCCUUUUAUGGCAGUUGCAUGUACAGUAAUGUUGUUCGUUGUAUAUAGGACUUUAAAGUAUCAAUAUAACCAAGAACAAGCAGAGAUAGACAAAAAGUGGAGUAUCUGGGGAGAGGUAGAGCCAUAUAAUUCACAUUCCGGAAAGUUGAAAGGCUUGCCACGAGGUAUAAUAGACGCUACUUCAGAUUUUGAGUUAAGGCCGUUAUGGUCGCCAAGUAAUUUAAGAUCGAAGGUUAAUGUUUACUCGGAUCGUAGCUUGCUGGCAGUUCCAGUUGGUAUCAAACAAAAGCAUAAUGUAGACGCCAUGGUGCAAAAGUUUCUGACAGGAAAUUUUACAAUUAUUUUAUUCCAUUAUGACGCCAAUGUGGAUGGAUGGUUGGAUCUUGAUUGGAGUGGCAAGGCCAUACACAUAACUGCUCAAAACCAAACAAAGUGGUGGUUUGCAAAAAGAUUUCUACAUCCAGAUAUAGUUUCUAUUUAUGAUUACAUCUUUCUCUGGGAUGAGGAUUUAGGGGUGGAAUAUUUUUCUCCGUCAAGAUACAUUGAGAUUGUAAAGGAAGAAGGGUUGGAGAUAUCUCAACCGGCUCUUGAUCCAGAUUCGACGGAGAUACAUCAUAGGAUUACAAUCAGAGCCAGAACCAAAAAAGUGCAUAGAAGAGUCUAUGAGCUCAGAGGUAAAACUAGGUGUUCGGAUGAAAGUGAUGGACCACCGUGCACCGGGUUUGUGGAAGGUAUGGCUCCUGUUUUCUCUCGAUCUGCUUGGUACUGUACUUGGCAUCUUAUACAGAAUGACCUUGUCCAUGGUUGGGGAAUGGAUAUGAAACUAGGAUAUUGUGCUCAGGGAGAUCGCAGUCAAAAUGUGGGUGUUGUUGAUAGCGAAUAUAUUGUUCACAAGGGAAUACCAACUCUUGGCGGUAGCAGUCAUGAUACAACCAAAAGACAUGGCUCAACAGCCGUUGAUCAGAGAACCGAGAUAAGAAGGCAGUCAACAUGGGAACUCGAAAUCUUCAAAGAGCGUUGGAAUCAAGCCAUUGCCGAGGACAGAAGUUGGGUUAAUCCAUCCAAGAGUGAUCAAAGACGCAAAAGGCGAAGGCGCAACCGCCAACUAUUUUUUUAGCAGUUCUUUCAAAUAAUCUGUUUUGAUCGGUUAGCCUAGCUUCUACAUAUAGUCAUAGGUAUAAUUUAGUUUUUGUAACUGAGUGAAUUCUCAAUUCAUUCAAUUUUGGAAGAUUCCAUAUUUCUUAAUAUUCUUUUGUUCUUUCAAUUUUGUUCAUUGUCUUUUUUCCACACUAUACAA